Messenger RNA from Sesamum indicum (sesame), 982 nucleotides. Its product is annotated as classical AGP protein. Gene Ontology annotation, cellular component: nucleus. Gene Ontology annotation, biological process: positive regulation of DNA-templated transcription. Gene Ontology annotation, molecular function: chromatin DNA binding; transcription coactivator activity. Lineage: Eukaryota; Viridiplantae; Streptophyta; Magnoliopsida; Lamiales; Pedaliaceae. The record is from RefSeq and is a predicted model, not a curated record.
UAUUCCAGAAGUUCCAGAAUUUUGUGGAGUACUUCACCACGCGUUUAUAUUUGGAUGUAGACAGUCAGACAGACAACGGAAUUCAAUUCUCGAUCGUCUCUCCCAGAAACCAUUUGAAUCCUUUAACCGAAGGAGGAAAGACAAGUUAGUAGGAGUUAUGGCUUUGAAUCCUCAACUUUUCCCGAAUGGGAUGCCGGUGCCCUUCGUCAGCGAGAUAUUUGUUUUGGCCAGAGAUGGCGUCGAGUUCGAGAUUGACAAGAUCCCUGGCACUCAAGGUGGAACUGUUAAAGCAAGAGGAACUAUCUACUUGUCAAAUAUUCGUAUGGUCUUUGUUGCAAACAAACCUGUUGAGAAUUUUGUUGCUUUUGAUAUGCCCCUGCUCUAUGUCCAUGAUGAAAAAUUCAACCAGCCAAUUUUCUUCUGCAACAAUAUUUCUGGUCAUGUGGAUCCGGUUGUGCCUGAUAAUGAACAUAGGGCUCUUUAUUCAACUCAUUCUUUCAAGAUUCUGUUCAAGGAAGGCGGUUGUGGAACUUUUGUCCCACUCUUCUUCAACUUAAUUGCUUCCGUCAGACAAUAUAACCAACACGCCAGGGAAGCACAGCCACGAAUGGAUCCUCUCCAAGCAGCUCAAACUCCUGUCGAUGACAUGAUGAGACAUGCAUAUGUUGAUCCGAAUGACCCCACGAGAAUUUUCUUGCAGCAGCCAAAUUCAGAGCCCCAGUUGAGGCGCCGCACAUACCAGUCACAGAAUGCUGCAAACCAAAUUUGAUUAUUGCUCUCGGGCUUGUGUAUAACAAGUUGAACUCAUGGGACCAAGUGAUGUAUCAUAAGCUUUCCUGUUGGUUGCUUGUAUUAGGAAAUUGCUAGCUGUGUCCAUAUAACACUCAGUUCUCUUGUUAAGGACACUCAGAUAUAAUGUGCUCAAAAAUGAAUGUGAUGUCCGAAAUCAGAAGAUAUAUGUGGUGUGUUAAUAUUUGUUUUC